Messenger RNA from Python bivittatus (Burmese python), 1545 nucleotides. It is a transcript of the gene NIF3L1, whose product is annotated as NGG1 interacting factor 3 like 1. Gene Ontology annotation, cellular component: cytoplasm; mitochondrion. The record is from RefSeq and is a predicted model, not a curated record. NCBI's taxonomy places the organism in Eukaryota, Metazoa, Chordata, Lepidosauria, Squamata, Pythonidae.
GGCCGGGCGGCGGAGGGGGAAGGAGGCGCUUCGGCCGGCCGGCCUGCCUGCCUGCCUGCCUGCCAGACGGGAGUUGAGAGCGUUGUUCAUACGCGGUGGUGUUUUUCCAGGAGGGGGAGAAUGAAGCAAUUUAUUUCAGGAAUCUGAGGAGAGCUUGGCUGUCUGGGAAUUCAUUCAAACAAACCAACGUAGAUCGCUAAUACUACAUGAAUAUUCUCCAGUAACUGCUUGUUCACUCUUCUACCUUUCUCAUGUAUUUGAUUGCAGCUUCCCUGAUCUGAGAUUUACAUCCUAGAAAUCUGCAUGCCUCUGUGCUGCUUGAAGCUGGCUACACGACCGUUUUUGCAAGCACCAUCCUUGAUUGUUCAAUCUUUGCGCUUCUUCAUGGAUCUGAAAGUCCUCGUUUCUUCCUUAAAUGAUUUUGCUUCACUUUCCCUGGCUGAAAGUUGGGACAAUGUGGGGCUCUUGGUUGAGCCAAGUCCUCCUCAUAUUGUCAGUACCCUCUUUCUCACCAACGAUUUGACCGAGGAUGUGAUGCAGGAAGCCCUGGAGAAGAAAGCAAACCUCAUUCUUUCUUACCACCCACCCAUUUUCCACCCACUGAAACGUAUAACAUGGAAAACAUGGAAGGAGCGUCUGGUAAUCCGAGCCUUGGAAAACAGAGUUGGCAUUUAUUCUCCUCAUACAGCAUAUGAUGCUAUACCGCAUGGAGUCAAUAGCUGGCUUGCUACAGGACUGGGUGCUUGUACUUCUGUUCCUCUGAAACCGGCUACAGCUUCCACUUACCCUGCAGGUGGGCCUUUCCGGGUAGAAUUCAGUGCUGCUUCUGGUGAAAGCAUAGAAACAGUUUUAUCCCAGGUCCAUGCAAUGCCAGAGGUGUCACUCAUCACAACUCAACCUGCCAGGGUUGAAGGUGAAGAACAAACACGUGUCAGCUUGAACUGUUCUCAGCUAGCUUUGUUACAAGUGGUGGCCUUGCUUUCCCAGAAUAGCCUCCUAUAUCAAAAGACUGAAAUCAUACCACUACACAAGCCUCUGCUUGCCGAUACUGGAAUGGGACGCUUAUGCACGUUGCAUGAACCGGCCUCAGUUUCUCUCUUGAUUGAACGAUUGAAAAGUCACUUAAAAUUGUCUCAUAUUCGUCUAGCUCUUGGAGCAGGGAAAUCACUCGAGUCCCUGGUGAAAGUGGUUGCUCUUUGUGCUGGUUCAGGAGCAAGUGUUUUGCAAGACACAGAAAGUGAUCUCUAUCUUACAGGAGAGAUGUCCCAUCAUGAUGUGCUAAAUGCUGUUUCCAGAGGGAUCUCUGUGAUCUUGUGUGAACACAGUAACACUGAACGAGGCUUUCUGUUAAAGCUGCAACAAAUGCUGGCUGUGCAUUUUAUGAACAAGAUCAAUGUCAUCAUUUCUGAGAGAGACAGAGACCCCCUUCAAGUUGCAUGAAAGAAACAAAUGUUAAGGAAAGAAUCUCUCCUGUUCCUCACAGACUAUUUCUUACCUUGCAUUAGAAGUAAGACUGCAGAGAACAUGUGUGAGGGAGCUCAAUGC